This is a messenger RNA of Euleptes europaea (tarantolino), 657 nucleotides long. RefSeq names its product tubulin polymerization promoting protein (gene TPPP). NCBI's taxonomy places the organism in Eukaryota, Metazoa, Chordata, Lepidosauria, Squamata, Sphaerodactylidae. The transcript has 3 exons. Gene Ontology annotation, biological process: microtubule polymerization; microtubule bundle formation; positive regulation of protein polymerization. The coding region runs from base 1 to 657 and encodes 218 amino acids. Gene Ontology annotation, cellular component: microtubule. Gene Ontology annotation, molecular function: tubulin binding. The record is from RefSeq and is a predicted model, not a curated record.
AUGGCUGACAAUACCAAUAAGCCAACCAAACCCACGAACAAAACCCCUCCAAAGUCUCCAGCAGUUCCCGCCAGAGAGAAACUGGCCAAAAGGUUAUCCUGUGGGUCAAACAGCUCCCUUGAGGGGGCCGCUGCUCAUGAGCUCAGUGCGCUUGAGGAGGCUUUCAAGAAAUUCGCCAUCCACGGAGACACAAGAGCCACAGGGAAAGAGAUGCACGGGAAGAACUGGUCCAAGCUGUGUAAGGACUGCCACGUGAUUGACAGCAAGAAUGUGACUCUCACGGAUGUGGACAUCGUCUUCAGCAAGAUCAAGGGCAAAUCCAGGACAAUUACUUAUGAUCAGUUUAAGGAAGCCCUUCAGGAACUCUCCAAGAAACGGUUUAAAGAUAAGAGCAACGAGGAAGCCGUGCAAGAAAUGCACAAGCUCAUUGAAGGGAAAGGACCAGUCAUAGCUGGAGUUACGAAAGCGGUUUCAUCUCCAACUGUCUCGCGACUUACGGAUACAACACGCUUCACCGGUUCUCACAAAGAGCGGUUUGAUCCCACUGGGAAAGGCAAGGGCAAAGCAGGCCGCGAAGACCUGGUCGACACUUCUGGCUACGUCUCCGGGUACAAGCAUGCUGGCACGUACAGUCAGAAGGUUCAGGGAAGCAAGUAA